This is a messenger RNA of Anisakis simplex (herring worm), 411 nucleotides long. The record is from the annotation of a GenBank genome assembly. NCBI's taxonomy places the organism in Eukaryota, Metazoa, Nematoda, Chromadorea, Rhabditida, Anisakidae.
GUUCAUAUCAAAAUGGAGCAUCUACAGUGGUUACCGUUCCAGUGUCCAAUAUGUUCUGCUGAACGUGCAUCCGAUCUUCAAAUGCGUGAACAUAUCCACUCAUCACACAGAAAGAAUUCAAAUAAGUUUAUCUACGUAGACAAUCCGAGUGCGAAACGUCUACUGCAAAUUCUAAUGGAUCGUAGUUUAUCGAGUGCACGACGUCCAUCUUCGACACAAAACGGUCUGGCACAGUUGAUUGGUAGCUCUAGUUACGGUAGUAGCGAUUCAUCUAGCGCCAAUGGAAGUACAGGAACAACGAAUCGCGAGCGACCGCACACAAAUGGCUCUGAAGAAAGUGUAAGCUUAGAGAUACUUUCAGUUUCUUGCGAUUCGUUUAUCCGUACAGGCGUUGUUAUCUAUGUUAUCUAA